Molecule: messenger RNA, 753 nt
Organism: Durusdinium trenchii
Lineage: Eukaryota; Dinophyceae; Suessiales; Symbiodiniaceae
Source: the annotation of a GenBank genome assembly
AUGCGGAGCAUGCCGGGGCACUCGCCAGUGGAGCUGAGGAUUCCUGGUGAGUCGCAGAGUUGCAGCUUGAAAUUUCUGCCAGAUGAGCAGGUCAAGGUGGGCUACUCCCACAAAGGGAAUGACUUGUACUGGAAGAUUGGCCUUGCGAUUGAUGACGUUGACGCAGCGAGCAAGUGCCUAGGAUGUUCCCCUGGAUCGCAAUUUCUGGAUAUUGGUUUUCUAACCCAUUUGGCUGAUCCUGCUGGCUUUUGCAUUGAGCUCCUGCAAACAACCUUCGAAGCUUCCUCGGCCCAACGCGCUCGGAGGCUGGCAGACCGCGCCGCUUCCGCGGCCGCGACCUCGCGGCUGGGGCAGUUCGUGAUCGGUCAGAUUACCACGCGCAUCACUGAGCCAACACAAAGCCUGGACUUCUACCAGAAGGUGUUGGGAAUGAAGCUCUUGUCGAUUCAACCGGUGAAGCGCUACAACUUCACACUCUAUUUCCUGGCCUACACGGAGGAGACUCCACCCAACGCGGAUUUGGAGGCCGUGGAGAACCGGGAAUGGCUUUGGCAACGGCCCUACACCACACUCGAGCUGCAGCACCGCUGGGGGAGUGAACCUGGGUCAUUGCGCCCAGCGCCUCCGGAGGAGGAGGGCUUGGUCUCGAUCCAAGUCUUGUGGCCAAAGGAGCAGCUCAGCCGUUUGCCGCUCAAUCCCAAGGGCCGGCUGAGGGAUCCCGAUGGCUUGGAGAUCGAGGUGCUUGCGGUCUAG